This is a messenger RNA of Pygocentrus nattereri (red-bellied piranha), 4739 nucleotides long. It is a transcript of the gene ormdl3, whose product is annotated as ORMDL sphingolipid biosynthesis regulator 3. The record is from RefSeq and is a predicted model, not a curated record. Lineage: Eukaryota; Metazoa; Chordata; Actinopteri; Characiformes; Serrasalmidae. The transcript is spliced from 4 exons. Gene Ontology annotation, cellular component: endoplasmic reticulum membrane. Gene Ontology annotation, biological process: negative regulation of ceramide biosynthetic process; ceramide metabolic process; intracellular sphingolipid homeostasis. Bases 494 to 955 code for a protein of 153 amino acids.
UGUAAGAGUUAUUCUGUGUCCAUGCUUGUCUUGUUUCUGCUAGAUUCUCAACAAUGAAUUUGCCGAACGUGCACUAUUGGCUUGCGUAAUAGUCUGAUAUUACUCCGUAAUAUUUCUCGAUUUGCAUACUGUUUGUUUAUUACUGCGUCACUGGCUUUCAGCCCUCUUUCUACGUUUUCGUUUCAUUGCAUUGUGAUAAAGGCAGCAAGGCGCGCAUGUUAUUUACUUACUAAGAUCUCGGUAUUAAAUUAACACUAUCAGUGUUCAUUUGUGUGCAGAUUAACACUGUAGCUGUGAAUUCAAAAGUCAGUUUGUUCUCCACAGUAGUUAUUACUUCAGCACUGUAGGUGUUAAUGUAACACUGUUAAUGUUCAUGCAACAGUUUAAAAGAUAAUUCAACACUAGAUGUACAUUGAGCACUGUCUAAUGAAGGAAACCACACAGACCCCUUGCAGCUCCUUUCCCUCACAGUAACGCACAACUUUGUGCCAGGAUGAACGUGGGCACAGCUCACAGCGAGGUGAAUCCCAACACACGGGUAAUGAGCAGCCGGGGUAUGUGGCUGUCCUACCUGCUGGGCAUUGGUCUUCUUCACAUCAUUUUGCUAAGCAUUCCCUUCGUCAGCGUGCCUAUGGUCUGGACCCUCACCAACCUCAUCCACAACAUGUGCAUGUAUCUACUCCUGCACACUGUAAAAGGGACUCCAUUUGAGACUCCGGACCAGGGCAAGGCUCGGCUUCUCACACACUGGGAGCAGAUGGACUACGGGGUCCAGUUCACCGCCUCCCGCAAGUUUCUCACUAUUACCCCAAUCAUACUGUACAUUCUCACCAGCUUCUACACCAAGUACGAUCGUGUCCACUUCGUCAUCAACACAGUCUCUCUGCUCACUGUGCUCAUUCCCAAACUACCACAGCUGCACGGUGUCCGUCUCUUUGGGAUUAACAAGUACUGAAGGACUGCUCUCUCCUCGCUGCUCUGGGCCCUGCUUACUCAAUGGCAACCCUUGUUUUGGUCUUUUGCCCAGACGUUAUUGAUGAACUAUGCACCAGGGGACCCAGUGUUGAGAAAUGAAAGGGAGGAGAGACAGAAGUGCUCUCUCUUCUCUCAGUCUGCAGGCUCCAGUGGUUUCUUACGAUGGAAUGAAUGAGAUAUUUACUAUAUUUUGAUGUUCACCGGUUUUUAAUAGCAGAUUUGGAGUUGUCAGGCAUUAGCUUGUGUUAAAGUGCAAUGAUUUAGUGAAUGCAGUUCUACUUUCCAGUAUUCUUAGUCAUUGAAGUCUUACAAUGGCUGCCCUAUCACUCAGUUGCUAGGAAGACUGCUUGGAUGUUGACGUUGGUGAAUGACAACGACUCUGCCAUUCACUACACAAUUAGAUAAAAAGGAGUUUUUUAAUUAGAUAGUUUUCUUAACUAUGUUGUGUCUCUGGCCUGGCAGGGUACAUCUUUUGUGUUAGCAGUGAGAUAACAAGAGAAACAUAGUAUUUCUGAACAGGAGUGGAGGCUGGCGGCUAUUUUUAGAUUCAGGCACUUACUGUAUCUUCGGUUAGAGGGGAAAACAGUCUCUUUUCCCAUAUUUAGGCAACCUUGCUUUGUCCUGUUAAAAUUGUGACAGAAAAGGAAAGCAGUGACACUAGCCAGCCUUUCAUUUUUUAUGAAUGGUUUGACGUUAAGCCAAAGGAGGAAAAAAGCAAGUGUUGCAGUCUUGGGCACUCAGUAGCUGGACAGACUGGGUUAAUGGUCAAUAAGUGGUCAUGUGACUGAUUACUUUUGGAUGAGGAUGCGAUUACUUCUUUUAAAAGCAGGAGAGGCCACAAAAUUAGUGUUUUGGCAGAAGUAUGGGUUUACACUGAGCUAUAUAUUCCUGACGCAUGAGUAAGUUACCAUAUUUGGCCAAUUUUGCUUUGGACUACAUCAACUGUAAGGAAGCACAUUUGAAAUGAUGGAAUAUUUAGUGUAUAUGACUCUCUUAAAAGUCACACUUUUUUUUACAACAACAUUAAUUUUGAGAUCUUCAUAGUGUAAAUUGUCUGCACACAUGUCAUUUUGGAGAACCCAGGUAUUAUUAUAUUUGAUUAUUAAGAGACCGUUUAAGUAUUUUCACAUUGAUGCAAGUGUUUGCCAAGCGGAAACAUAAUACAUGGUGUGGGUUAAACUGUAGAGGCCCCUGGACUGUGAAUUAGACGUUGAUGAGAAUAUGCAUACAGAAAUAUGUAUGACAAUGUUAACAGUCAUGGUGAUGUCUAACCUAUGUCCUGUGAAACUGACAGACAAAUUAGAAUGUUAAAUCAACUGAGCACUCAUUAUUGUAUUAUUCACUUUUUAGAUACAAUCAACAGCUUUUCUUUUUUCUAUAUUUUUAAAAGCAGAUUUAUGUAGCAACAAAAGACUGGGUUCUUUAAAGCUUCAUUUUCAAGGCACUUGCUUAGUUUUUGCUUGCAGCGGUGUAACUAGCCUCCCUUAAGGGCUGUUUUACACACACAUUUUCAAGACUGUUGUAGUCAAUCACAUAACUGCAGAGGUGGGAGCCAAACCCAGUGGACAUACAUUAGAAUGGAGUGCUGCUGCACUAAUGUUUUCCUGCCUUGAGUUUCCUCUGCCUAAUCGGAUUGUGUUCCACUGUGGCACAGAGAGGGAUCACUGUUUCCUGAUGUCAUUGUGGAACUUGGAAGGAAUCAUAGCUGAAAUAGAGACUAGUACCUUUGUUUAUAAAACUACAACUCCAUGGAAGCAUCAGUCAGUCCUAAUGUAUGUAAUGGAUAUUCUAUUGCGGACAUGUUUAAUUGAUUGUUUGGUGCUGCAUGUUUGAGACAGGGUGUGUCCAAUUGCAGGUUGUGGGUCUUAGAGUCUUAGUGUCUUGUGUUAAAUAUGCUGGAUAGGCCAUGUUAAACUUUCAAAGGGCUUUAUUCCAAAAGCACUUAAAAGUCCUUUUUUUCUGCUAAAAUAUAUAUCAGGUCCCUUCAAAUGCAGUUGCAGGCCACUUCAGUGCAGUUUUCAUUAAAUGUUACUCAGUGUUAGUUAUUACAUUUAUCUUGUUGUCCUGAAACACAUGAUGAAAAUGUCAGGCCAAGCAGAGUAUGACAUGACUACUUGAAUUAUUUUAUGAGAAUUAUAGAGGUUGAAGCACAGUUUAUGAAAGAUGAUGGUAGAACCAUUUAUUUUUAAUGACACUAUUACCAAGUUAUAACCUGUACAUAAUCUUUUUAAAUAGAAAAGAUUUUUAUAUUCUUUUUGAAAACCUUUUAAACUUGUACAGGGAAAUGAAGAAUAGUCUUGGUUACAUUGACAUUGGAUCGGGAAAAAAGCUUUAAGCAGUUCUCUUUGUUGUUUUUUUUAAACCUUCUCAUAUUGACCAUAAAGACAAAAUAUAGAAUACUCUAAAAUAGUUUAGGUAAUGUGGGUCAUCUGGACAGUUCAUUCUGUACAGAACACAGCAUGUCAACAAAAAGCACAAAACAGGACUUGUUCAAAGGCUAUAAGCUGGUUGAGCAAAGAUGUCAGUGAUUACUAUUGGAUGGUAGAGUAAGCAUCAUUUUGAAUGCUCUAUCUAAUAGUUAUGGGGAUCUCAGUGCUACAGUGUUUUUACAAAACUGGAUAGUGUUUAAUUAUAGAAAUAAAAAACCAAAUUUGUUAUGUCAGUUACAGGCCAUGUUAUAAGUUUGGCCUCAGUCACCUGCACAGUGCAUGUUUAACAGCACAGUGGUCUUCUGCUGGAAUGUAAUGGCUUGGCUCUCUAGGCUGUCACCUGAAGCCUGUGGCUAGUUGAACACUGAGCAGGGACGAGUGAGACGGACAGAGAGAGUGAUGCUUCAGGUUUCACAAUUACCGCAUACAGCCCAAGAGCGCAUUCUCCAUCUCCCUCACUCUCUCUUUCUGUCGGUGUCCAUAAGACCUCCUGCUACACCUCUUCUUUGUAGCAGAUUGAUAAGGAACCUCAAGUCACUCAUCUGUGAUGAUUUGCUUGAACUUUGUAUUCAAGUAGCUUCUUGCAGAUCAGUUGAAAUACAAAAGUGAAGCCCACUUUGUUAGUAGAUGACAUGCUUGAUUGGCAAGUGCGUAUUACAUACACAUCCCAUUGUAACCACUCUUAAAAGUCUACAGUACCCUUUGAAUAUAGCUAAAGCCAUUGUUUUUUUCUGUUUUUUUUUUUUCUUUUUCAUAAAGGGCUAUUGGCUAUAGAGGACCACUUAAUACAUGAAUAUGUACACAUUCACAGGGUAAUAACUUGCCAGACCAUUGUGAAAAUGAAACAGGUUUAACCAUGAGCACAGUCUCUAAGGCAAGUAACUUCUACCAAAACAAUUUCUUUUGUAAGCAGUAUGGGUGCAAUUGAGGUCAACUUGAUUUAAACCCAAACCACACAGUUUUCCCCAUAUUUGCUAAUUCUUAUAAGGGGAAUUUAGUUCUCUAGGGGGAAAAAGGGUUCAACUUGGUCCUGAGGUUUCUUGUAUAUUUCUUUUUGGACUUGGCUUAAAACUAGCCAACCCUGGAAUACUUCCUGUAGAGUGUUUAUACAACACUUGGAAACUUUUAAAUGUCUGCAUUAUACUGUAGGUGGUUAAAAAAAAUAAUUUGAAAACAUUGGCUUGCCUUGUUAUUUCUGAGCUAUAUUUGAAUCUUCCUGAUUUGAUCUGUUACUCAUGAAGGUUUUGUGAGCCAGAACUAAAAUGUCUUUUUAGUACUUAUUUGUGUAGUAUCAUUGGGCAAAAAAGUUAAUAUUAAAGAACAAAUGGCAGUUGA